Messenger RNA from Chara braunii, 1373 nucleotides. NCBI's taxonomy places the organism in Eukaryota, Viridiplantae, Streptophyta, Charophyceae, Charales, Characeae. The record is from the annotation of a GenBank genome assembly.
GCCGUUCCCGCGUGCUCCACAACGGUCGAAAAAUACGUAUUUUGUAGGCGCCCUACUGCAGCCACCAUGGAGAUUGCAUCAAUUUCAUUCGUUGGCGUCUUCCCUCUCGCACCGUUUGUCUCCGUUUGCCGCGCUUGCCCACGUGCAAGCGCAUCUUCUGUUUCUGCUGCCCUGUAGUUCAUGGCAGACCUGUACCGCAGGCUGCCUUUGCUGCUGCUCGCCGUUUUGCUGCUGCUUGCCGUUGUCGUGUUCCAUAUUUGCUGCCUCGUGCGCGUUCCAGGGAGGAAACAGACGCGGCGAACGCCGAAGACGGCUAGGAAGAUGGAGAGGGUACAGACGAGGACCACGCUGUCCGUUGGGGCUGCGGGGUCGUCACGUCAGCGCUGCAGAAGUGCGGAAGCAGUCAGUCGGCCGUACGACCCCGCACUGUACAGCCACCUGCCGUCCCACGACAUACCGUUGCCUCCAAGUGACGAUGACGGCGACGACCCACGAUGUUCUACCCUUCCUCUGGGCAGCGGUUCGACUCAGGAUUGGAUGGGGAGCCAGCUGCACAGGCGGGCAUUGACGACGACGUACACUGAUCUGCUAGAGGGGUGUGCCCCGGCUGGUUAUGACACAGGACUGGUGGAUCUCAGCUUCGGAUUGAGGUCCGGAAGUGCCGGGGAGGCGACGCGCACCGUUAUCGUGAACCCAGCUUCGGGCACCACCCAUGCACUGCCUCCAGUGACAACGCAGACUGGGCGAUCAGUUCCGUGUAGAACGAUGACAGUAGGUGGCACAGUGGACGGACGACGCCCAACGAAGAGUGGUCAGCAACGGAGGUCGUUGGUCGAAAGUUUUGGGAUGAUCAUCGCGGCAAUCGCUGGAGUUGCGGAGGAUUGCGAGGCGGACGACGGGGCCUGUAAGGACGACGAGGAGGACGACGAGGACAUGGAGAUUCGUCCACUGGGGAGAAAGCGGGGAGUGUCGACGGCCGCGAAAAAGUUGCCUGAAACGCGCAUGGGGCGGAGAGGGAAGAAGGGUGUGGAAGAUGCGUCGGCUGGCGAGGGAUCGAAAAGCCGGGAUUUUUGGACCGUGGAGCACAUGAUUGCUCUCAUCCGGGCAAAAAGAGACCAGGAUUCGCAUCUUGCCGGUCUCGCGCACACUACGGGAAGGAUGAAGACGAAGACAUGGAAGUGGGACGACGUGGAGAAGAGGCUGGUGCACAUGGGGGUCACGAGUAGAAAAGUCAUCGAUUGCGGGAAGAAAUGGGACAACGUGUUCCAGCAAUUCAAAACUGUGCACAAGUUUAUGGGAGAAUAGGGGAAGCCAAAUUUCUUCACAUUGACGCCAGGCGAGAGGAAGGAGCGGGGGUUCGAUUUCCGGAUCGA